Astyanax mexicanus (Mexican tetra) is the source of this 2267-nucleotide messenger RNA. Its product is annotated as zinc finger protein 239-like. Gene Ontology annotation, biological process: regulation of cytokine production; negative regulation of transcription by RNA polymerase II; regulation of immune system process. The record is from RefSeq and is a predicted model, not a curated record. Lineage: Eukaryota; Metazoa; Chordata; Actinopteri; Characiformes; Acestrorhamphidae. Bases 445 to 1197 code for a protein of 250 amino acids. The transcript has 2 exons.
UCUGCAGCUGGGGGGUCUUUAGGUUAGAAACAGCAGCAGACUGUUGGAGGUUUAAGUGGAUUCAGGGCUGUUUAUUGUAUUGGAUCAGAUCAAGGAACAGAGUAAUUGUGAUGUAUUGAUUGGACAUGUUCUUAUAGUUUCAGCGCUUUGGACAGAUGUUUGCUGUGGUUUAAAAUGAAGACUGGAUUCUCUGUAGGUGAAUAUGGAAGGGUGGUUAUGUUUCCCCCGGUCUCCAGUAAAGUGGAGCCGCAGAAGAUCCAGCUCUGAUCAGCAGCUCCACACCUCUGUACUCAGACUGCUCUACUGGAGGAACACCAUCAGCUCACCUGCUGCAGGUCUUCCCCUGAUCUCAGUGUCAGUGUUCCAAACUGGAAGAAGUUUAUCUGAACAAAUACAAUCAGAAGAUUUUAUGAAUAUAUUAAGCUGUUGAACAAAAGGGAGAACAUGGCAUCCACAGAAAUCUUCAAUAUGCAGCAAACAUCUUCUCCUACACCCAAUAAUCAAAUGCAGAAAAGUACAGGGAAGAAGAAAACGCAUCACUGCUCAGACUGUGGAAAGAGUUUUACUACAAAAAGUGAUCUCCAGAGACACCAGCGCACUCACACUGGAGAGAAACCAUAUCACUGUUCAGUCUGUGGCAUGAAUUUUCAUCAAAAGGGUCAUCUCCAGCGCCACCAGCGCAUUCACACUGGAGAGAAACCAUAUUACUGUUCCGAAUGUGGCAUGAAUUUUUAUCAAAAGGGUCAUCUCCAGCGACACCAGCGUAUUCACACUGGAGAAAAACCAUAUUACUGUUCAGACUGUGGGAAGAGUUUUACUGAACAGAGAGAUCUCAAAACACACCAGCUCAAUCACACUGGAGAGAAACCAUAUCACUGCUCAGUCUGUGGGAAGAGUUUUACUAACCAGAGAAAUCUCACCACACACCAGCUCAUUCACACUGGACAGAAACCAUAUCACUGCUCAGUCUGUGGGAAGAGUUUUACUAAACACAGUAAUUUCAAAAUACACCAGCGCGUUCACACUGGAGAGAAACCAUAUCAUUGCGCAGUCUGUGGAAAGAGUUUUACUGCACAGAGUCAUCUCAAAACACACCAGCGCAUUCACACUGGAGAGAAACCGUAUCACUGCUCAGAUUGUGAAAAGAGUUUUACUACACAGGGUGAACUCAAGCGACAUAAACGCAUUCACACUUGAGAGAAACCGUACCACUGCUCAGAAUGUGGCAUGAAUUUUACUAACCAGCGCACCAGCGCAUUCACACUGGAGAGAAACUGUUCACUGCUUAGACUUUGGAAAGAGUUUUACUACACAGGAUAUACAAAGAUAUAUUGAUGGUGCAUAUAAAGGGUAAACUGUUGCAUAUGAAUAAAACUAAAUAUAUUUAUGUGUACUAAAUGUCAAACCCAGAUUUCUGGCCAUACACUGAAUUAGUGCUGGACGAUAUGGCCAAAAUUUAUAUCACGAUAUAUUCCUUAAUUUCAGUCGAUACAAUAUAAUUUCGAUAUCAAUAUAAAUACUUUGAAGGCCUAAAAAAACUACUAAGAAUCCCUGCAAUGGAAAUCUGUACCUACUACUGUUUGAAACCUCCUUUCACAAAAAGUAUACUUUAGAAAUAAAAAGUCAAAAUAAAUCAAUGCUCAUUUUUAUUUGUAUAGAGCAAAAUAAAAACAUGACAUCCCUGUCAAACAUAAGCCUAUUUAACUAUUACCAAUAAAAAAUAACAUUACAUUACAACAGAGGCAGAGCUUCUUAUUCUUUUGUAAACAAAUUUAACAGAUCAAAACAAAAGUAGAGUUUUAUGGCCUUGACCCUUACUCUCAGCGAUUGUUCCAGAUUCUCUGAAUCUUUUGAUGAUGUUAUGCACGGUUGAUGAUGAUGAUAAACUUAAAAGCUUAAAAAAAACUUGCUAUUUUACGCUGGGUAACACCAUUCUGAUCUUUUGCGCAACAAUGGUGAAAUUGGUGAACUUCUUACCAUCUUGGCUUCUGAGAGACACUGAUACUCUGAGAAGCUCUCUUUAUACCCAAUCAUGUUGUCAAUUGACCUAAUUAGUGUUAAUUGGUCUUCCAGCUGUUUGUUAUAUGCUCAAUUUCUUUUUUCCAGCCACUUAUUGCUACUUUCCCCAACUUUUUGGGGAUUUAUUGACACUGUGAAAUUUUGAUUCAACAUAUUUGUACUUUAAAAUGUUACAUUUACUCAGAUAAAUCUUUUGAUCUUUCAUCUAUGUUCUAUUACGAAUAAAACAUUGACAUUUGCCAUCUCCA